Messenger RNA from Thunnus maccoyii (southern bluefin tuna), 2874 nucleotides. RefSeq names its product cleavage and polyadenylation specificity factor subunit 3. The transcript has 18 exons. The coding region runs from base 177 to 2249 and encodes 690 amino acids. Gene Ontology annotation, cellular component: mRNA cleavage and polyadenylation specificity factor complex. The record is from RefSeq and is a predicted model, not a curated record. Gene Ontology annotation, biological process: mRNA 3'-end processing by stem-loop binding and cleavage. NCBI's taxonomy places the organism in Eukaryota, Metazoa, Chordata, Actinopteri, Scombriformes, Scombridae. Gene Ontology annotation, molecular function: 5'-3' exonuclease activity; RNA binding; RNA endonuclease activity.
GUCUCGGAACUUUUGUCAACGCCUUUGAUUCUGAUCGGCGGUAUUUUGGUACACCACCGGAAGUUAGCCGUUUCCAAGAGAGGCCGCCCCUCUCAUUCAUUCAACCACCACAGUAUUAUUAUUAUGAGCAAAUUUAAUUUUAAUAUUUAACAAUGCACCUGUAAUAUUUAGUCCACAUGGCUACAAAACGCAAAAUAGAGGUGAUCGUCCCCGCAGAGGAGAGUGACCAGCUCCUCAUCCGUCCGCUGGGUGCUGGUCAGGAAGUUGGGAGGUCAUGCAUCAUCCUGGAGUUCAAAGGAAGGAAAAUCAUGCUGGACUGUGGCAUCCACCCUGGCCUGGAGGGAAUGGAUGCUCUCCCCUACAUAGACUUGAUUGACCCUGCAGAGAUAGACCUGCUGCUCAUCAGCCAUUUCCACCUGGAUCACUGUGGAGCUCUACCCUGGUUCCUCCAGAAGACCAGCUUCAAAGGCCGGACCUUCAUGACUCACGCCACUAAGGCCAUCUACCGCUGGCUACUGUCAGACUACGUCAAAGUCAGCAACAUUUCUGCAGAUGACAUGCUGUACACUGAGACUGACCUGGAAGAGAGCAUGGAUAAGAUUGAGACCAUUAACUUUCACGAGGUCAAGGAGGUGGCGGGAAUCAAGUUCUGGUGCUACCACGCUGGUCAUGUGCUGGGAGCUGCCAUGUUCAUGAUUGAAAUAGCUGGAGUCAAGCUGCUGUACACAGGAGACUUCUCCCGACAAGAAGACAGGCAUCUGAUGGCAGCUGAGAUCCCCAGUGUCAAACCUGACAUCUUAAUCAUAGAGUCGACCUACGGCACACACAUCCACGAGAAGAGGGAGGAACGUGAGGCUCGCUUCUGUAACACAGUACACGACAUUGUCAACAGAGAAGGUCGCUGUUUAAUCCCUGUGUUCGCCUUGGGACGGGCCCAGGAGCUGCUGCUCAUCCUGGACGAGUAUUGGCAGAACCACCCUGAGCUCCAUGACAUCCCCAUCUAUUAUGCUUCAUCCCUGGCCAAGAAGUGCAUGGCCGUGUACCAGACCUAUGUCAACGCAAUGAACGACAAGAUCCGCAAGGCCAUCAAUAUCAACAACCCUUUUGUCUUCAAGCACAUCAGCAACCUCAAGAGCAUGGAUCACUUCGAUGAUAUCGGUCCCAGUGUGGUGAUGGCGUCCCCGGGUAUGAUGCAGAGCGGCCUCUCCAGAGAGCUCUUUGAAAGCUGGUGCACUGACAAGAGGAAUGGAGUCAUUAUCGCUGGAUACUGUGUGGAGGGCACGCUGGCCAAGCAUAUCAUGUCUGAGCCGGAGGAGAUCACUACCAUGUCAGGGCAGAAGCUGCAGCUGAAGAUGUCUGUUGACUACAUCUCCUUCUCCGCCCACACGGACUACCAGCAGACCAGCGAGUUCAUCAGGGCUCUCAAACCUCCGCACGUGAUCUUGGUCCACGGGGAGCAGAAUGAGAUGGCCCGUCUGAAGGCUGCGCUGAUCAGGGAGUAUGAGGAUAAUGACCAGGUUCACAUCGAAGUCCACAACCCUCGCAACACAGAAGCUGUCACCCUCAACUUCAGAGGAGAGAAACUAGCCAAGGUGAUGGGUUCUCUGGCGGAUAAGAAGUGUGCUCAGGGUCAGAGGGUGUCAGGCAUACUGGUGAAGAAGAAUUUCAACUACCACAUCCUCAAUCCAUCAGACCUGUCUACAUACACAGAGUUGGCCAUGAGCACAGUGAAACAGACCCAGGCCAUCCCCUUCACUGGACCUUACUCGCUGCUUGUGUGCCAUCUGAGGAACCUCACUGGUGACGUGGAGGAGCUGGAUGGAACCGAGAAAAACACUUUGAGGAUCUUUAAAAGCAUCACUCUGAUCCAUGAAGUGGGCAUGGUGCUGCUGGAGUGGAUUGCGAAUCCUCUGAAUGACAUGUAUGCUGACGCUGUCACCACUGUAGUGUUGGAAGUUCAGUCCAACCCAAAGGCUCAGAAAGUCAUGGAGACCCAGAGCGCCAUUAUGGACAUGGACGUCUUCCAAGCACGACUAGAGGUCAUGUUGCAGGACAUGUUUGGAGAGGAAUUUGUGGAUUUCAGUGAUGGUAAAAACAUCUCUGUGACAGUAGAUGGGAAGACGGUUCACAUCUGCCUGGAAACUAGGUCGGUGUGCUGCGAGGACGACUGCACCGAGGACGACUCCCUGAGAGAGAUGGUGGAGCUGGCGGUGCAGCGGCUCUAUGACGCCCUCAACCCAGUCAUCUGAAUGUGUGCAGACACGACUGCAGCGUUCAUAACCACUUACAGUUAACCUUUGACCUAAAGAGGGUUGGAGACUUGAUCACUGCAGGUACAAAUGCUAAAAAUAUUUUUAAGGGGCUUGAUUUAAGGGAAUAAGCAACUUGGAUUUGUGCACAACUCAUUGUUUUAUCCAAAAUAAAUUUGACAAGAGAAAUAAGAAUAGUGCAGAUGGUUGAUCUAUGUUCAUUAUUUAGAUCCUAAUUGAAAAAGAUCUUGCUGUCUGUCUCUGUGGUCCAAUUUCACUGUAACUAACGGCCUCAGCAACCAAACCAAAAUCAUGGGAUUUGAAAAGAUAGGCCUCAACAUUAAGGAAAGUCUGUGUAGGAGAAGAAAUUAAAUAAGCUAAGUAGUUUUUUCCAUAGCUUUUAGUGUUGUCUUUGAUAUGCAAGCACUUUUAAUUUUAUUUGAGUUUUUAAUAUUAUUUAAUAACAGUAUUUGUGUUGAUGCACUGGAGGUUUUGUUUGACUCGAGUUCGCUACUAACAUGCACUGAUAUGUUUACUUUUAUCUGUGACGUUUACUGUGAAUUUCAUGCACUAAAUGUUUGUGUUCAGUGUAAAUAAAACAUUUAAAUAAAAACUUUUACAUACA